AUGAGGAAAUUCAUAGCUGUGAUUCUUUUAGCUCUGUCUAUUGCUGGCUCUUUUGCUUAAGAUUUAGACUACAAAUAGUAGUACUAUGAGAGCUUACUAAAUGCUACGGACUCUGAACUCUUGAAAUUAUUUGGGUCAUACGGAUUCUACCCUAACUAAAACAGUGAGAGAUUUUAGCUAUUUAAAAAAAGGGUAGCUAAAAUUGCUGAACAUAAUUUGAAUCCUAAUAAGAAAUACACUCAAAAAAUCAGUAAAUUUACAUUCUACACAAACGAAGAAAUAUCUAAGUUGAAGGGUUCUCAAAAUUGCUCUGCUACAGCAAAAGAAAAUACUCGUAUCCUUUAAACUUAUGAUCUUAGUGAAAUUCCUGAUUACGUUGACUGGAGAGAGAAAGGUAUCGUUUCUUCUGUUAAAGACUAAGAUGCUGUUGGAGAUGACUGUGGUUCCUGCUGGACAUUUUCUGCAACUGGAGCUAUAGAAUCUCACUUAGCUUUAAAAACUGGAAAAGCACCUUUUAAUCUUUCAUAGUAAUAAUUAGUUGACUGUGCAGGAAAAUUUGAUAAUCAAGGAUGUGAUGGUGGUUUACCUUCAAGAGCAUUCGAAUAUAUUGCUUAUGCAGGUGGUAUUGAAAGUAGUCGCGAUUAUCCUUAUAAAGGAAAAGACGGUAAAUGCAAAUUCAAACCUUAAAAAGUUGUAGCAAAAGUAUAAAGCUCUUUCAACAUUACUUUCUAAGAUGAAAACGAGUUGAUUUAUCAUUUAGCAAAGAAUGGACCAGUUUCUAUUGCCUAUCAAGUCACUGAUGAUUUCGAAAAUUAUGAAGGAGGAAUCUAUUCUAAUCCUGAAUGUUCUACUGACCCUCAAGAAGUUAACCAUGCUGUAUUAGCUGUAGGAUAUAAUUUGACUGGUCGCUACUACAUCGUCAAGAAUAGUUGGGGUAAAGAUUGGGGCAUGGAUGGUUAUUUCUACAUAGAGCUUGGCUCAAAUAUGUGUGGUUUAGCUGAUUGUGCUAGUUAUCCUAUCCUUGGUGAUCAAAUCAUUGACUCUUAAGAAGAAGCUGAUAUUGAUGAUGAAGUUGAUGAUGAAGCUGAUAGCGAUGAUGAAGAUGACGAAGAUGAUGAUGAAGAUAGUGAAGAUGAUGAUGAAGAUAGUGAAGAUGAUGAUGAAGAUAGUGAAGAUGAUGAUGAAGAUAGUGAAGAAGAAGAUGAUGAUAGUGAGUCAGAUAAUGAAGACAGAAUAAGAAUUAACAAUCAUCAAUAGAAUUUCAUCAAUAAGAUGAAUCAUUAGAUAUGA
Messenger RNA from Tetrahymena thermophila SB210, 1290 nucleotides. RefSeq names its product papain family cysteine protease. Gene Ontology annotation, cellular component: lysosome. The record is from RefSeq and is a predicted model, not a curated record. The transcript is spliced from 3 exons. Gene Ontology annotation, biological process: immune response. NCBI's taxonomy places the organism in Eukaryota, Ciliophora, Oligohymenophorea, Hymenostomatida, Tetrahymenidae. Gene Ontology annotation, molecular function: cysteine-type endopeptidase activity.